This is a messenger RNA of Brassica oleracea var. oleracea, 1043 nucleotides long. RefSeq names its product protein MIZU-KUSSEI 1. Gene Ontology annotation, biological process: hydrotropism. Lineage: Eukaryota; Viridiplantae; Streptophyta; Magnoliopsida; Brassicales; Brassicaceae. The coding region runs from base 81 to 878 and encodes 265 amino acids. The record is from RefSeq and is a predicted model, not a curated record. The transcript has a single exon.
UCCACUUCAAACUUCAAUUUUAAGUCUCAGUUCCAUUAAAGAAGCUCUCUCUCUCUCUUUUUGUAGUCUCAUCGAACAAGAUGAAGUCAAUCCUAUCCAGCACUUCUCUUGACUCGUCAUUCUCUGUCUCUAAACGUUACUUCAGUUGGAAGAAGAAGAAGGUUCAAGAACAAGAUGAAGAGAAAAAAGAAGAUGAAGAAGAAGAAGACGACCACCAAGACAACAACGAAGAAAAUAUCCUGACCCGUUUCAACUUCUCCUCUGACCCGACCCGCCCGGAUCAUUUCGAUACUGGACAGGUCAUGAAAAAGAAGAAGAAAAAGACUAUCGAGAAGAUCCGUUACGCGCUCGGGUUCUCUAACUCGGGUCUGGGUUUCCGGGUCAUUGGUACAUUAUUCGGAAACCGUCGUGGACACGUGUAUUUCGCCGUACAAGAUGACCCGACCCGGUUACCCGCGGUUUUGAUCCAGUUACCGACUCCGACGAGCAUUCUCGUCAAGGAAAUGGCUUCAGGGCUCGUGAGGAUCGCUCUUGAAACGGCAGCGUCUAAGACUGGCUCUAAGAAGCUUUUGGAGGAGUCCACGUGGCGAACGUACUGUAACGGCAGAAAAUGCGGCUACGCGGCGAGGAAAGAGUGUGGAGAGGCGGAGUGGAGAGUGUUGAAGGCGGUGGGGCCUAUAACUAUGGGUGCCGGAGUUUUACCUGCGGUGGUGGAUGAAGGGAAUGAAGCGGUGGGGUCCGAGAAAGGUGAGCUCAUGUAUAUGAGAGCCCGGUUCGAGCGGGUUACCGGGUCGAGAGAUUCGGAGGCCUUUUACAUGAUGAAUCAUGAGGGGUCAAGUGGUGGGCCGGAGCUUAGCGUGUAUUUUCUAAGGGUUUAAGUGGAAGAAAAAACACAAUUUAGUAUGAUUAAUGAAGGUUAAUAUUUAACCAAGGAAUUUCAGAAUGUGUUUUGCUUUUGGGGUUUUUUGUUUCAUGAUGGAAUAUUAAAUAUGGAAAAUGUUAUUUUGUAGCAAUGUUUUAUGAAAUCCCUGUUUCUUUUAGCA